Molecule: messenger RNA, 3214 nt
Organism: Limanda limanda (common dab)
Lineage: Eukaryota; Metazoa; Chordata; Actinopteri; Pleuronectiformes; Pleuronectidae
Gene: scd
Product: stearoyl-CoA desaturase (delta-9-desaturase)
Exons: 7
Coding region: 248-1273 (341 amino acids)
Biological process (GO): response to fatty acid; unsaturated fatty acid biosynthetic process
Cellular component (GO): endoplasmic reticulum membrane
Molecular function (GO): iron ion binding; stearoyl-CoA 9-desaturase activity; palmitoyl-CoA 9-desaturase activity
Source: RefSeq, a predicted model, not a curated record
GUCUCAGUGCCACAUGAUUACUCAUUUGUACUAACGCUCCAGAUCAACGCGGGAUCGAACCCACGGUGAAGUCGCAACGGGUCUAGACAGCGGUGCAGCUGCUGCCGCCGCGCGGAGAGCUGCUGGAGCCCCGCGUCCCACUCGCCAGGCUGUCCCGUGUCCUCCGCUCCCUCCUCCCGGUGAAAGAGACAAACUGCACCCCCACUCGUCUGUCUUCUUUCGCAUCGCCCCACCAGCCGCAGCCACCAUGACGGAGGCGGAGGCUUUGGAGAAGAAGCCGCUGCAGCAGAGGGGCACGUCCGGGAACAGCGGUACCACCAGCAACGUCCCCCCGGAGCCCCCCAGGGAAGACGGCGUGGACCACACGUACAAAGAGAGCGAGGGGCCCAAACCCCCCCGGGUCAUCGUGUGGAGGAACGUGGUCCUGAUGACCGUCCUGCACCUGGCGGCCGCGUACGGCUUCCUGCUCGUCCCCUCAGCAUCCCCCCUGACCUUGCUCUGGUCCGUACUUUGUUUUGUAGUAAGUGCUCUGGGAGUUACUGCAGGAGCUCAUCGCCUGUGGAGCCACAGAUCCUACAAGGCCUCAACCCCCCUAAAGAUCUUUCUUAGUUUAGCUAACUCCAUGGCAUUUCAGAACGAUAUCUAUGAAUGGGCCCGGGACCACAGGGUUCACCACAAGUAUUCAGAGACGGACGCGGACCCUCACAACGCCGUCCGAGGCUUCUUCUUCUCUCACAUCGGCUGGUUGAUGCUCCGCAAACACCCGGACGUCAUCGAGAAGGGACGCAAGCUGGAGCUCACCGACCUGCAGGCCGACAAAGUCGUUAUGUUUCAGAGAAACUACUACAAGCUGUCGGUGGUGCUCAUGUGCUUCUUCAUCCCCAUGUUCGUGCCCUGGUACCUGUGGGGGGAGUCCCUGUGGGUGGCCUACUUCGUCCCGGCGCUGCUGAGGUACACGCUGGUGCUGAACUCCACCUGGCUCGUGAACAGCGCCGCGCACAUGUGGGGGAACAGGCCCUAUGACACGGGCAUCAACCCCAGGGAAAACAAGUUUGUCACGUUCAGCGCUAUAGGCGAAGGAUAUCACAACUACCACCACACGUUCCCCUAUGACUAUGCAACCAGCGAAUUCGGGUGCAAGCUGAACCUUACCACGUGUUUCAUCGACCUCAUGUGCUUCUUUGGUCUGGCCAAGGACCGCAAGCGAGUGUCCAGCGAGCUGAUCCUGGCGCGGAUGCAGCGCACCGGAGACGGGAGCCACCGGAGUGGCUAAGAUGGGUGCGCCGCGGUCAGCUUCGAGGGGAAAACAACCGAAGGAGAAGAAGAAGCUUCCCAGUCUUUGAAAGCUAUACAUUUCUCAUCCUCAGAGGAUGAACGUCAGCUUCAUGAGGGCCUUGACCACAUUUUGCUUGUUUUUGUGGUUUUUUGUAGCUGUAACUUAACAAAUUGUUCAAGUCGGAUUUAAAAAAAAAAAAAAAAACACGUGUUGCUAAGCUCUUGGCCUCAGUUUCUAUAUUGUUCAGUCGGGCCAAGGUCUUGCAAAGUUGUUUUAGAUUUGAAGUAGAUACGUUUUAAAAGUCAACUUCAUUCUUGGCUGUUUUGCCACUUUGGUGUGCAUUUCCUCAUGCAAGAUCAGUCAUGUAGCCAUUUUUAUGUAGGUGUUACUCAAUUAUUAAUGAAAAUACAUGAGAAGUGCCGUAACAAAAAAGGAAACAACGUUUUAAUCAAUAAGUUGUGAUACUUUUGCCUUUGUUGACAGUUUACAUCGGAUUUUUACAGUUCUGAUCUAAAUUAAGAUUUGGAGCACUCUUAAAGAUGUGUCAAAGUUUAAAGAGAGUUAAAAUCACAUUUGUUUUGUUGAAACAAAGUUGCUGGCUUUCAUGAAAUAUGGCACCUGAUGGAUGACUGAGGGAACCCAGACCAUCUCUUUACGACUUGACAACCACAUUGCCAAAAAGUGAACAGAAACCUCAGUCAUGUGGUUUGUUUCUGUCUAACUGGGCUGUUCUCUGCGGAAAGCAGAACUUUGAAAAGGACUAAUGCUUUCUUUAGUCUGUGUAGUAAUUUGAGACAAUCUUAAAAAACUGCCAAUAAAUAUUACUAGUAAAAGAUAAAUGUUAUUUUACCUAAGAACCAUGCAAUGUGUUGUGUGUUUUUGAUGGUUACAUAACAGAAGAGGGUUCCUGUUGUCGACUGACUCAUUCAUAACCAUCUCUAUCCAGCACGCUAAGUCAAUAUUGCUUCUCUAAAAUCCGUUGUGGAAGUUUAACUGUGGUAUUCGACAUGUUCCUCCUUUGUCCACAAACACCUGCCGCAGACGUCUCAUUGGUCGACGUAGCAGCAGCCCGGUCAUGUGACAGUUCUGGCGUUGUGAAACAACAUGCCACCCCAUGCAUGACGAUAUACCGUAGUAGGUGUUUGUAGUGAGGUGUUUUUUCUUUAUCAACGGCAGAGCUGUGUCUUAAUUUUGUGACGUAACCGCGGAGCUGCAUCUCUUUUGGAUCAACAGAGCUGUUGCCAUGGUGACAGAGAGGGUCUGGUUUCCCAGCAGAUUUCAGGUGUUUACUCUGGUUUAUUCUAUUUCUUAUUGACUUAAACGAAUAUUGCUCUAACCUGAACCUGUUUCUGCUUUGCAAGAAUUGGAAGAUUGUCUUUUAAAUAUCAAAAAUACCAAAUUGGAGCACAUGCGUACUUUUAUCCCCCCCAAGAGUCAGAAUACAACUUAAUGCCUUAUAUAUACAUAUAAAUAUAUAUAUAUGUCCUGUCAGAUAAAGAUAUAAAACCUGACUGAGGUCCAUGUUUACAGGCUGAAGCACCAGGUCCAACAUUAUUACUUAUUACUUAUUGUUUUUAUUAUUUUUUUAUUCAAUUCAGGCAGCAUGACAACAUUACGGUACUGUGAAUGCAAAUGGAUCUGAUUCAAAUUUAACACCCGGUGUUUAAUCAUGAGAUUUAACUUGCAAAACAUGGUUCCCCUGCUGGAUGUGCCAACUGUACUUUCACAGCAUCUCACUCUGAAACCCUUCAAACAAACGGGUGCCGUGAUCAGACGUCACUCAAACCAAACCCGACAGUGAAAUAUCUCCACACAUGCCAACAACUCCCUCUAUCUAGUUUUCCUAAAUGACCCGGAGGACGGAGAGGUUGUCAGUCUGAAUGAUCAUGUCAAAUCUAAACUGUAUUCUAUUCUGAAAUAAAAGUCACGAUAUUUUCA